Messenger RNA from Bemisia tabaci, 684 nucleotides. Lineage: Eukaryota; Metazoa; Arthropoda; Insecta; Hemiptera; Aleyrodidae. The record is from RefSeq and is a predicted model, not a curated record.
AUGGUAAAUCAGUCACUCAAUCAAUCAGUCAUUCAGUCACUCAGUCGCUCGGUCAAUCAGUCGCUCAGUCAAUCAGUCGCUCAGUCACUCAGUCGCUCAGUCACUCAGUCGCUCAGUCACUCAGUCGAUCAGUCGCUCAGUCAAUCAGUCGCUCAGUCAAUCAGUUGCUCAGUCACUCAGUCGCUCAGUCAAUCAGUCGCUCAGUCAAUCAGUCGCUCAGUCAAUCAAUCGCUCAGUCAAUCAAUCGCUCAGUCAAUCAGUCGCUCAGUCAAUCAGUCAAUCAGUCGCUCAGUCAAUCAGUUGCUCAGUCACUCAGUCGCUCAGUCAAUCAGUCGCUCAGUCAAUCAGUCGCUCAGUCAAUCAAUCGCUCAGUCAAUCAAUCGCUCAGUCAAUCAAUCGCUCAGUCAAUCAGUCGCUCAGUCAAUCAGUCACUCAGUCGCUCAGUCGCUCAGUCGCUCAGUCCAUCAGUCGCUCAGUCUAUCAGUCACUCAGUCAAGCAGUCAAUCAGUCACUCAGUCAGCCACAGGAAGAGAGAAAGAAGAAGCUGGUAACCAUGCCCAUUGGGCAUCGGGAGCCAAUCCCAAGGUCACCGACCAAGGGUACAAAGGGCACCUCCACGGUGCCCGCAACCAUCCACCGGGGCAGACGUGCGGCCGGGGCGGUGUCCGCAGGUCGCUCCUCUAG